UUCACGUUCCCAGCUACGAACUUGUAGGCUACAGUUUUUCUGUAGGACCAUUUUGCCCUUCAUUUCCCUACAGAAAAUUUGCAUUGUCCUUGUAGAUUCCACUUAAAGUCAAAGAUACUCAGCUGAUCGAAAUUUUCCUAACACCGAACUUUCUCGCGCUUUUCUUUCCAUUUUCUCUCAGUUUCUCUCUCUCAUGGCAGUAGUAGGAGGUUGCUACUAGCAGUUGAGAAGAGAGUGUCAAAUGGAUUUGACGGAAGGAGUUGGUGAGAGCUCGUCGCCACCGAGGAGCUUUGGGAACUUCAGCAACUAUGAUGUGAGGAACGCUGUGUACAAUCGUUUGAUGGAGAGUGGCCACAACGAAGCUGUUUCUAAUCCUGAGUUGUUUCGUGAGCUGCUCAAUGUCCACUUCAAUCGCUUGCCUCCUAGUUAUGGACUUGACAUCAACAUGGAUAGAGUGGAGGAUGUUCUGUUACACCAAAGACUUCUUACAUCAGCAAAAGAUCCAGAGAAACAUCCUGUUUAUCAUAUUCGUUUCUUGGAGAAUCUUUGCUCCAGAAAAGAAGAUGGUGAUGACCAACAAUUUAUGAACAUUAUUUCCAUUGAGAGGCCAGAUUUUGAUGCAGACAAUGGGGUUGUGAAAUCAAAUAAGAGAAUCAGGGAUUGUACAAUUGACUUUGAGCCCUGCUCUAAGCUCGAGGAUCUAAAUUUGGAUGUCAGAAAGAAUUCCAAAGGCCUAGAGGAAAUGUAUCAUGGAGAGAAUGUUUCUAGAAGGCAAGAAUUUGUACAUGUUCCAAUACAUGAAGUAAUAUUUUCCACCAUUGACAAGCCAAAGCUUCUUAGUCAGCUUUCUGCUUUGCUUUCAGAUAUAGGACUUAAUAUCCGUGAAGCACAUGUGUUCUCAACAAUGGAUGGCUACUCUUUGGAUGUAUUUGUGGUGGAUGGAUGGCCUGUUGAGGAUACAGAUGGUUUAUAUAAGGCUAUGGAAAAAGCAAUUUCUGGAAGUGAGGGGUCAUGGUCUGGUUCUUCACACUUUCAUUCAGCGGUGGAUAAAGCUUCAGCAGCACAAGCAAAAUCUGGAGAUUGGGAAAUAGAUGGACGAUUAUUGAAAAUAGCGGAAAGAAUUGCAUCUGGAUCUUGUGGAGAUCUGUAUCAUGGAGUUUACCUCGGUCAGGAUGUUGCUGUUAAAAUUCUUAUAUCUGAGCAUUUAAAUGAUAGAAAAGAAGAGGAGUUUGCUAAAGAAGUUGCAAUUUUAAGGCAAGUCCAACAUAGAAAUGCCGUUCGUUUUAUUGGUGCAUGUACACAUUCUCCACAUUUGUGCAUAGUAACAGAGUAUAUGCCUGGUGGAAGUCUUUAUGAUUUCUUGCAUAAGAAUCAUAAUUUAUUGAAGCUCCCGCAGUUGUUGAAGUUUGCAAUAGAUGUUUGCCGAGGCAUGGAAUAUUUGCAUCAAAACAAUAUAAUUCAUAGGGAUUUGAAGACAGCAAAUUUGUUAAUGGACGCUCACAAGGUUGUUAAAGUGGCAGAUUUUGGAGUUGCUCGGUUCCAGAAUCAAGAAGGUGUGAUGACAGCAGAGACCGGAACAUACAGAUGGAUGGCACCCGAGGUUAUAAACCAUCAACCAUAUAAUCAAAAAGCAGAUAUAUUCAGUUUUGCUAUUGUACUGUGGGAGCUGGUAACAGCCAAGGUGCCAUAUGAUACCAUGACUCCACUACAGGCUGCCCUGGGAGUAAGACAGGGACUGCGUCCUGAACUUCCCCAGGAUGCACAUCCAAAGCUAUUAGACUUGAUGCAGAGAUGCUGGGAAACAACGCCUGCGAAUCGACCAUCCUUCUGUGAGAUAACAGUUGAACUUGAAAACCUUCUCCAAAACGUUCAGGUAAAAAAUCUUUCAAUAACCACCUCCACUCUCUGUCCCACAAAAUUUGAAAUAAGCUAGCUAUGCUUCAUGUGCAUCUGACCAUGCAUUCACUUGUUAGGAAACUAAGGAUGCAGUGAAUGGCAGCUGAGCCAUUGCUGCGUGCAAUAUGGUUACGAUACUAACAAUUACAUUUUGAUGUCUUCCUUUUGUCAUGGUUCCUCCAGAACAGUUAAUAGAGUGUUUAUGUACAGCCAAGGGAAAAAAAAUUAUAUAGUCUGUCCAUUACAACACUAAAGAAACAAAGAGCGCCAUGAUUAGUGUUUUUUCGCAACAAUAGCAGUUUCUCAUACAGGAGUUCCCAUGCACAGUUGUAAAGUUUUUGAUUAGUGCUAUUUGGUAAGAAAUGAGUAACAAAACUGAAAUAGUGCUUUGGGCUAAUAGUUGGAUGGUCCAAGUGUUUGUUUUGUAAUAUAGGAUUGGAAAAAAAAUAUAAUUAAGUAAUCAGUACUUUUGUGUUUUUUCAA
Hevea brasiliensis (rubber tree) is the source of this 2379-nucleotide messenger RNA. Its product is annotated as serine/threonine-protein kinase STY8. NCBI's taxonomy places the organism in Eukaryota, Viridiplantae, Streptophyta, Magnoliopsida, Malpighiales, Euphorbiaceae. The record is from RefSeq and is a predicted model, not a curated record. The transcript has 15 exons. Gene Ontology annotation, biological process: protein phosphorylation. Bases 242 to 1933 code for a protein of 563 amino acids. Gene Ontology annotation, molecular function: protein kinase activity; ATP binding.